AUUGUGAGCAACUGCCUCAGUGAACAUAAACUGAAAUUCAAUUUAUGUGCCUACAAGCAGUAGGCUGGGAGUACCCAAGUUCCCUCAACCAGUUUCUGGAUAUCAACUGGAUGGGAAGAAUCUUCGAGGGCUCUCUGCUCACCCAAAUGCCAGAGCAUUGUAACUGGAUGUAUGUGGAAGGAAUGGAAUGGAUUGGAUUGCUAUUGGAUGAACCUAUUAAAGGAACGCUGAUCCUAGCACUACUUGGGAUGUUGGAUUCUUUACCGGGAAGAGGAGUGGAGGAUGAAAAACUCACAUCAUUUGUGAAUGAGGAAAUGGGACGCUUUCAUGGAACCUCUGGAUACGCUAUGACUAGGAUUCUUCUUAAUGCAUCACAUGGAACAACUUGCCGGAUACAUUUUGGAAAAUGGAUGGGACAACACUGGAGAGACCACGAUCUGCUCAGCAAGUGUCCGUCUUUCAUGGCCAUGGCGUAUCAUGGUGUGCCUCAGCUACCCCCUCAUCUCUGUUUCCCCCAUCACUCACUCAACACAUUCAGUUUUUGGGACCACAGUCGUUUCUUUGAAAUCCAAGCAGACUUAAGUUCUAAGGGUGUUCCCAAUGAUGGCCUGUUUCUAUUUUACAAGAUCUUUUUUCCAGAAGACACUGCUGGAAAGAAGGGCCAAAUCUACAUCAGGAUAUUGCAACCUGGUUGCAACUGGGACACGGAAGAGGAUUUGAUAUCUGCGAGGGAUGAUCUGGAAUUAUCAAGGGAUGGAUUCCAAGCAUCAGAAUUUGUUUGCAAGAGGACAUAACUAUUUGGAAGGGACCAAAUUUAGUUACAUACUUAUCCCUGAUAUUUGCUCUAAAUGUAUUUUUGCAUUUAUUGAAGGGUUAAUCCUUUUUAAAUUUGUUUGUCAGGGUUACCAGAUAAAUUAACCUGUGCAGGCACAGGCCUUGUCAAGCACACUUGCUCAUAAAGUACUCCUUGUCAACCAAUUUUCAAUACUUCCUUUGAGUUUUUGAACUUGUUGUAUACGUCAUUCUCCAACAACCAAGUAUAACAUUAUUUGGAACGGUAGACAGGAGUACACAAUCUUAGUAUUUUAAAGACUGAUUUUUAGUUGUUUUCUUUUCCUUAUUUUGGUAAUGUGGAAGUAUGCGAACUUCACAGUGUCAUUACUUUGACCCUUUUAAAACUGUGAGGAUCUCAUACUUAUUCAUUCUGUACAUUUGUACAGUUUCGGUAAAUUGUCUGUAAAAGAAACUUGCACUGUUUUAUUUGAAAUGACAGCCUCAUUUUCUGAUCUGAGGGCACUAGAGUAGGAGGCUUUUGGUCAGAUGGUGCUCUGUGUGCUAGCAUCAAAUAAAAUGUGUGAUCUAUUGAA
This is a messenger RNA of Frankliniella occidentalis (western flower thrips), 1367 nucleotides long. RefSeq lists its product as uncharacterized. The transcript has 2 exons. The record is from RefSeq and is a predicted model, not a curated record. NCBI's taxonomy places the organism in Eukaryota, Metazoa, Arthropoda, Insecta, Thysanoptera, Thripidae. Bases 45 to 794 code for a protein of 249 amino acids.